AUGGCACUGAGCUCCUGGUCUCCAGAGCUGGGGUUCGGUGAGAAGGUGCUGACGGCGGCCGCGGUUUCCACCGGCCCCUCCCUGGAGUUAUGCACCUUCCCCUCCACCCUGGGCUCCUCGGUCGCGGCCGCAGCGCUGGAGCAACUCUUUGUUGUGGAACAAUCACUGCAAGGUGACUAUUUUAAAUGCAACGAAGAAGCUAGGACCUUUCUUAAAGACAUUGCUGUAGCUGUCAAGAAAUUGGAAGAAAUGAGAAAAGACACAAUUGAUCUUCUGGAAAUUGAAAGCAUGGAACUCAGCAGACUAUAUUUUCUAUUAGAAACUCUUCCCUAUAACAUUAGAACAGAAUUAGAAGAGUGUGUCAGAGAUGCUCGCAGAUUAAAUCUUUUUGAGAUAAAUCAAUUACAAAUGAAAAUUACAAGGAUGAAUAAUGAAAUCGAGCUUCUGAAGAAGACAAUACUUGAUCUGAAUGCAAUUAAUGAAUCUCUGGGUGAAGAGCAAGAAGAGCUGGUGAAGCAGCAUGAAAAGAUUGUCCUGUCACUCAACCACACAAUGGAAGAAAAAGCCAGUACCACUAUUUACAUCAAUGAGACUUAUACCAAAAUAAAUAUGGAGAGAGAAGAAAUAAGAUUGCAAAAAAAAUGUGUUCAAGAUAUAGAGAAGCAAAUAGAAAAAGAAAGAGAAGAAUAUUUGAAAAGAAAACAAAAGUUGAAUGAAGAGAUUAAUGAAUAUAAAAAUCUCUGUAAGCUUAAGAGACAGGACACUCGUCAAAAGAAGAAAGAAUUGGAUAAAUUAAGUCGUGAAGUGACAAAAAUUAAAGAAACAGUCACUACCAGCACAGUGGUUCUUAGUGAUCACAAUUUAGAGAUAGCACGACUACAGGCAUCAAUAAGACGAUGGGAAAAACAGAUCGAAGAUAUAAAGAACUCCUGUAAUAUCCUGAAGGACAAAAGGCAUUUUUUUAAGAGUAGCAGGGAAAAACUGGAUGAUACAUCAAAUUUUGAAAAAGAAGAAUUAUUGCGGAAGAUAAAAGAGAUGGCUGAAAAACUACACAAAACUAAUUUAGAGAACAAAGAACUACAAGAUAAAUUGAAUACUCUUACCAGACAAUAUAGGAUUUUCGUACAAGAGGAAGAUAAAAUUUUUUUGCAGAAAAGGAAAAUUCAUGAUGAAAAUCAGAAACAAAUGACAUUUAUUGCUCAGAAAGAAAACUUCCUAUCACAAAGAAAAGUGGACAUCAAAAAUAUGGAAGAAGGACUUGUCGCACUUAAUGAACUUUAUCGAGCAACAAUGGAAGUCUAUCGGAAACAAAUUAGAAUCCUGAAUGAUAACCUGGAAAGAGAAAAUCAGAGAUGUGUAAUAACUCAGUGGAAACUAAUUUGUUUGCAAAGAAAACAUGGACGUUGGAAAGCCAAGAUGAAAACCGAAUUACAAGAAUAUAUAGAUAAAAUUAAGGCUACAGAAUUGAGACGCACUGAAUUAUUACAAGAGACCAAAUCUAGAGAAAAAGAGAUCAAUGAAUACUUGGUAGAGAUUGAAAAAAUUGCAACAGAAUUAAAACAAGAGGAGGAGAAAUUUGUCAUCAGAGAAAAAAAGUUAAUUGAAGAAUUGACCAAAUAUGAGGAAAAAUUCGUUAAAGAAACAGAAAGUACCAAAGGAAAGGAAGAUGAACUAUUUGAGUGUCUUCCACAACUUCAAAUGGCAGAAGAAGAGUAUAAGAGCAAAAGCAAAAGGGUCGACGAGCUCAAUGAUAUUCUCACAGCACAAAAGCAGGAUCAGAAUUUACUGAACAGUCUCAUUUUUCAAAAGACAAAAGAAUUUUCAAGAUACUUUAACAGCGUGGAUAAACUGAAACAGGAAUUAAAAGGAUUACGAGAUCAAGAAAGCCAUAAAAUGAAAAUUCAUUUUGAAAUUCUAAAGAACUUAGAAAAUGAAAUUUAUGUACAUGACAUAAAAGCAGAAGCUUUGCUUCUGGAAAAUAAAAGGUUGAAAGAAUACAUUGCAUAUCUGAAGAAAAGGAUAGAGCAAUACAAACAGGGAGAAGAAGACUUCACACACAUCUCAAGUAACCUGUCUUGGAAUCUGAUAGCUCAUCAGACACAAUAUUUGCGUUUGUGGGCUGACUUUCAGAUCACCAUAAAGAAUUUGGUAUGUGAUGGUGAAGAAACCUUGAAAGAAAUAAAAAAUCUAACAGACAAGCUAAGUGAAAGAGAUGAAAAAAUUGAGCAUAUCAGCAACUGGCUACAAGGGAAUCUUGCAGAGCUGCGUCUUCUUACGGAACACGGAUUAGCUGUGGGCCAUCCUCGGCUGCAGAGCUCUGUUCAAGUUAGUGCUGCAGUGAGAAAUGGAGGCGAGCCCUUGCACGGGAAUAAUCUGAAGAUAUCGUAA
Molecule: messenger RNA, 2388 nt
Organism: Pteropus alecto (black flying fox)
Lineage: Eukaryota; Metazoa; Chordata; Mammalia; Chiroptera; Pteropodidae
Gene: CCDC175
Product: coiled-coil domain containing 175
Exons: 21
Coding region: 1-2388 (795 amino acids)
Source: RefSeq, a predicted model, not a curated record